UUCAUUAGACUACAAAUGUUAAGAUUGUUCCCUACAAGUUAACUACAGCAAGAAUCCGCAAUGUUGAGCAGUAUUUCUAUACCUCUGAGCUGUUUAUCAACAAGCUAGAAACCAAAGCAGCAGAGUAUAAAAAUAGCCCAGCUUUGAAGCUUUUUAGAAAAGAACAGGGAGAAAAGGCAGAAUAUAGAGUUAACUCUGCUGUAUACUAAGCCCUUACCAAAUAUGGAUAAAACAGCAAGUGUAUGCAAAGAAGCAGCCGUCAUUCACAAAACACAGUGGCGUCAUUCAACCUACAUUUAAUUAUCCUUUCAACAAUAAAAGGAAUAAGUGUGAGGGAGAUGGAGGCAUAAAUAUAUAGAAAGACAGGAAAAUCAGGAUCAGAUGCCUAUUUAGAGCUGGUGGAGAGCAGAAGGGGGUAAAAAUUCUGCUAAAUUAAUCAUAUCCUACAAAAAUAGACAAAUCUGGAGUGUGUGGGUUGUAAUAUAAAGGGGGAAGUUGACAACAGUUUAUUGAAAUGCGAAAUAAUCUUUUUUUUAUUUUUUUUAGCCUAUUCUGCAGAGAUUUUAAAACAGACAUCCCACACCUCUUCUAUCCAAAUGACGUCUCUCUCUCACUGCCCUGCCAGAUCAUUAUGUUCAUUCUGUUCCAAUUUCAAAGAAUACAUUCAUUUUAAACCAGUAUGUUUAAAGCUGUCCAGGUGCUGCAGUAGAUUUUAAGCUUCAGUAAUGACAUUUUCUUCUUCUGGUAUAAGGACCUGUACCUGCUCCUGCAGCAAAGCAGCCGUAAGCAUUAGUUUGAUCUAUUAGGGAGUAUCAGUAUUAACCAUUAUUGGAACACUUAAAGGUAUAAAAAUUGGUGCAACAGCUCAGCUCUACUGAUUACAACAAAAAAACAUGAUAUAUGUAGCAUUUAUUAUGAUUAUAAGAUUAACUGCACAAUGCCGUUAAUGAAAAUGUAGUACAACCAGGCUUGCCUGUAAUUCUGUACAAAUUGGGUACAGAAUGUGUUAUUUGGCUCUCUGCUCCUUUCUCUCCACUUCUCCCUCCUUUCCCUUGCACUUUCCUCCCCCUCUUCUCUCUACUCUCCUGUGGCUCAGCGUCAUCUGUAAGAGCUGAUGACGCCUGCCUGUAAUAGCAGAGAAGGCAGUUCCCUUACCAUGCAACCCAUUGAUGCUAAACUCCACUCUUCUCCCCCCUCCCCUUGCGUCUCACCUGCCCACACACUUCUCAUCUACUAUAUAAAGACAGCCACGAGCUACAGUUCUUAUAACCAGAAUUCAGACACAGGCAUCUAGGGAGAUAGAGAAGGGGAUACCACACUGAGUAGAAGACUGCAAACAGCGAGACGGAAAGGAAAGACGAAGCAAGGAGACAGGGGAUCUCUGGACUGAUUAUUCCUCAGCAUCCCGGAGACCCUAACAAAAAUGUACAGGUCUACGAAAGGCGCUUCGAAGGCUAGAAGAGACCAGAUCAAUGCAGAGAUACGCAAUUUGAAAGAACUUCUUCCUAUCUCUGAAGGCGACAAAGUCCGUCUGUCGUACCUUCACAUCAUGUCCCUUGCUUGUAUUUAUACAAGGAAAUCUGUCUUCUUUUCAAGAGGGCAACAGGCAGAGGAAUUAGAAGGUCUUCUCUCCAACCAGGACUUGAUGGAUUUUGUCCAUAGUCUUCCUGGGUUUCUACUGACAUUCACAAGUGAAGGAAAGCUCAUUUAUGUAUCAGAAAAUGUAGCUGAUCAUCUUGGACAUUCAAUGGUUGAUCUGGUGGCUCAGGGGGACAGCAUCUAUGACAUAAUCGACCCUUCUGAUCAUUUUGUGAUGAGGAACCAGCUAGCAAUGCCUUCAUCUCCAGAUAGUGAGAGAAUGUUCAGGUGCCGAUUCAACACUUCAAAGACAGCUAGAAGGCAAAGUGCAGGCAACAAGCUGGUUCUUAUCAGAGGAAGAUUUCAGCAACCACCAGCUGGUACCUAUUGGUCAUCCAACCCCGUAUUUACAGCUUUCUGCAUUCCUCUUGAUCCCAAGCCUAGAGUGAUACAGAGUCAUUUAUUGGUGGAUUUCUUUGAGAGUCAGCAUGCAAAGGACCUAACUGUGCUGGAUGUUUCAGACAGUAUUUUACAGUACUUGUGGUAUGAAAAAAGUGAUCUACUCAGCAAGUCCUGGUACAAUCUAAUUCAUCCUGAAGAUCUUACUCAUCUCUCCAAACAGCAUCUCAAGCUGUUGAAUGAAUCCUGUGAAGGCAGAGCAGAAGUUGUAAUACGUCUGCAAAGAAAAGAUCAACUAUGGGUUUGGGUGUAUUCCAUUCUGAUACUUGAGGCCAGUGAGGCGUCCAUCACUUCAUAUAAUUAUAUAACCAGCGAGGAAGAAGCCUGGUGCUUGAGGCAGCAGCUGACCUCCGAGGAGACCCCAGUCUCUUUCUCAGCAGGGGCAUCCUCCUAUCAAGAUACCCUUCUUUCUCCAGGAGACCUUUCAAGUCCAGAUCAAGUCUUCACACCCCUUGCAAACACACCAACAAGUGCAGGACAGUCAUUUGAUUUCUCAGAGCCCAUGACUAUUGGUUCAGAAGAUCCAAUUCUUUGCCAGACCACUAUCCCUCUUGUCGAAGAUCCUGUGGCCCCUGAAGGCCAAUCAGAGAAUCAGUCUAUCUUCACACUCUUUCAACCAACUUCACAUGAGCAUACCUUCAGAAGAGAUCAGCUUGGGACACCCAAAGAAUUCACCUGCACGCCACCUUAUACUCCACACCAAAACUGUUCUUUCCUGUUUGGGACUCUAGAAAACCCCCCUCAAACAACAUCUGAGCAAGAAACCACCAUCCUUAACCCUGAAAUGUAUUAUUCCUAUUGCAGCUCACUCUAUGAGAAGCUUCCCCCAACUCCAGACAGUCCAGGGGAUGGUGGUGACUGCACAGUAAUGAGGGUACCUGAAAUUCCAGGACCACUGUUUGUGGAUCUGCCAAUGCUUCCAGAGGGGUUAGUCACCCCUGAAACAUCACCAAUUACCCAAGCUAUGUUUAAAUAUUCAGAGCAGGAGAAGAGUGAAAUAGACCUCCUAGUCAAGCAAAUUGGUUCUUUGGCCAAUGUCUUCAACAAUGUAGCCACAAAAGAAUUCUCACCCUCUGAUACCAUGUUACUGAACGGCCACGGACUGGCAUACAGAAGUGUCUCACUACCUGCGUGUCUUCCCGAAACUGACACUACUGCUCCUUUCCCACGGUCCUGGAAAAGCAUUGACCUUUCAAUAUUCUUAACUUGCCAGGACCCAUCACUUCCAAGUAGUGGACACCCAGUCUGCAGCCUAUUCAAAGACUUACCUGACUCACCCCCUUUUGCAGAAACAGGGUCUCCCUGCAGUGCCCUAGAGGAGGAUGAAUUAGGAGGAGACCUCUCUGCCUCCCCAUCCAUGACCUCGAAUGUGACGACGGAUCUGUCGCCAGAAGAAUGUAACUUCUUAGAGGAACUGAUGUCCUACAAAACAGACCUUGAGGCAGGUGCCUCAGAGAUUCAAUGUGACCGGUUUAAUGAUGAGUUGUAUCAACUCCAGAUUCAGCUGCAAGACGGCUUCCAACAAGGUGAGAUACUGAAGGGAGUGGCUGUUGUAGGGGAAAAAUGUCUAAUUAUCCUGUAUAAUAUGUAAUCACAACUUAAAACAGUGUGUCAGUUUAGUAGCAUGGGCAUAUCAGUCUUGGUCCAAAAAAACAGAUUAUUAUAGACCAUUAUAGCUAACACAGAAAAGGCAGUGACUAUAAAUUAAUGUUGAUGAGAAGAUGGAGACUAAGUAGAAAACUAAUUAUUCUGUUCUCUUUUUCUCUCCACAGAUGGAAGUGGAAAACCUUCGUUUUGAAAUAAGUCUGUGACUUACUUCGAUAUGUAUGGCAUAUUGUCAUAUCUUCAGCAGAUUUCUGCUACCUUACAAACAAUGAAAGAAAUAAUGCACAAAACACGGAGUGAAAAUGGCUUUCUGCGCCAUGAACACCCUUGUUCGCUUAAGAACUGUCUUAUUUCAGUUUUUGCUUCCUUUUCUCUGCUCUUUUUAGAUCUUGUGCACGUUGACAUUAUACAGAUAGUUACCUAUCUUUUGCCAAUUUAAAACAAAGCAACGGCCCAUCCUUAGAUACAUUCUGUUUGAAUGUUAAUCUAGUCGGGAACAAAACGUACAAACACACAAUAAAUGUUUAAGCAAAAGUCUUUUCUUGCAAAAGAUCUGCAAUGAAACACAUGGUUUCAAUAUCAAUUCUGGUAUUUAUAAACAAAACAGUUGGCUAUGUUCAAAUAAUAAAAUAUUUUGAAAGUUAUUUUAACCUUUAGCAAAAGGAUGGGCCAUUGCUACUCUAUUUGUACAACAAAUAUGUCUGUUAAAAUAGCUGGAAGAAUAGACCAGAAAGUGGACAAAAAUUGGUUAUUGUAUAAAGCAGUUGUAAGUAGUCUUACAUAUCAAAAAUGUAUUCACUCGUAGUGAAGCUAAAAUAAUAUAUACAUUGUAUUUUUAAUUUUUGUUCAGUCCAUAAAAUUGGUAUGUUUAUAUUUAAAGCAGUUUCCAGGAACCAGAGCUGUCCAACUGAAAGCCUGGGCACAUAAAGUGACCAGAUUGUAUGUUUAUGGACCCUUAUAACCAAGGGUUCCAGCAUUUUAUCAUCUGGCCAAUGUUCGAUAGACAGUAGGCCCUCUACUUAGCCAAUAGCUGGACAGCAAGGCUGGAAGUGAUACUGAAAAACCACAGUUCUUUAGAUUGCUGUACUAGAACUGAAUUUUCUACCCUUGCUCCCCCAUAUAAUAGUAAGGUUAAUUACUCCUAAUCUGCUCCUCUUCAGAACACGUUGCACUUUACCGACCUAUUCGGUUGAUUAACAGUUUAUUAAUGUUAACUCAAAUUUAGAAAACAAUGGGAUUACAUUAAUUCCAGAAAAAAAUAUGCAGUGGGAUAAUGGUACAACACAUGGAAAAAACAUUUACAUUAAACCUCAAUUUUAGCGGCAGAAAAAUGGUUUUACAUACAAGCAAAGCUAAAUUGUGCAUUUACAAUGCAUUUUAACCAACUGCACCUUUGAAGUUUAAAAGAACAACGUUCCCUUUACUUAUAACUCAAUAUAUGGGUAAUAUUUACCAAAGGGUGAACCCAGUAUUAAACAGAAUUUACUAAAAGAAAACACCCCUAUUCGCUUAUUUAGGGGUCUCUUUUUAGUGAAUUUUGUGGUAAAUAUUUUGUUCACCAGUUUAUCGAUUUGCCUGAUGUCAGAUUUAGAGGGGAAGUUAAAAAAAAUAAAAAGUUUACAUGUAUCAAAAUUAUGGCGCCAUGGGGUGCCGUAAGUGAUGACGUAGGAUUUUGCUACGAAUUAAGUAUUAGGAUAUUUUUUCCUGAAUUGCUGUUUUUCAAAGUUUGAGAGAAAUGGUAAAAAUAAGUAAAUGAAUUGUACAUUUAUAAAUAUAUUUAUAAGAUAUAAUUUUUAUAUAACGUCUACGAUGAGUUCGUUUGUGUUGGGCUGGUGAUGUUAAGUCCUGGUCUUGUAGAAAAAUAAAACUGUCUUUUUUAUAGAGAUGAUUAAAAGGUUAAAGAAAAA
This is a messenger RNA of Xenopus tropicalis (tropical clawed frog), 5549 nucleotides long. It is a transcript of the gene npas4, whose product is annotated as neuronal PAS domain protein 4. Bases 1424 to 3628 code for a protein of 734 amino acids. Gene Ontology annotation, cellular component: nucleus. Gene Ontology annotation, molecular function: protein dimerization activity. The record is from RefSeq and is a predicted model, not a curated record. NCBI's taxonomy places the organism in Eukaryota, Metazoa, Chordata, Amphibia, Anura, Pipidae. The transcript has 7 exons.